Messenger RNA from Chaetomium fimeti, 1893 nucleotides. RefSeq names its product cyclic nucleotide-binding-like protein. Lineage: Eukaryota; Fungi; Ascomycota; Sordariomycetes; Sordariales; Chaetomiaceae. Gene Ontology annotation, cellular component: cAMP-dependent protein kinase complex; nucleus. Gene Ontology annotation, biological process: negative regulation of cAMP-dependent protein kinase activity. The coding region runs from base 440 to 1621 and encodes 393 amino acids. The record is from RefSeq and is a predicted model, not a curated record. Gene Ontology annotation, molecular function: cAMP binding; protein kinase A catalytic subunit binding; cAMP-dependent protein kinase inhibitor activity. The transcript is spliced from 3 exons.
CUGCCGGGCGGCAACACAGAAAGGGUGGCAUGGUCCCUCUUUGACGGGACAUCUAUUCGUGGCCGGGAGCUAUGAUAGAACUGUUUUUGGGUCAUGGCAAGACCCAACUGAUCGCUAUCGAAACCCGAUUGCAGAUCACUGGGUUGCGCGUGAUUACUUUUCGUGCCUAUCCCAUUGCUUCAGCCCCCUAGCGAGUUGUCCCCCAGCUUGGAAUGUGCAGUCUGUGUCGAACUGUAUUCUAACUUGUCUCACCUCCAGAGUUUUAAGAAACACGCCGCGAAGCAACUAUUGAUCGUGUGGUUCCGGCCACGACACACACGCUCGCAAGCAUAACAUUGCUUUGUUCACAUCUUGUUCAGACGGGACCAAAUAUAAGAGUCGCCGGACUUUGGCGAUCCGAGCUAGUAAAGGCACAUAUUUCUUGGAAGCUUCCUCCGAGAUGUCAGGCCCGGGCUUCACCAGCCCCUUUGGGGCGAAUUCGAACCCGUUUGGCUCUUCCAGACUCGACACGGGCGCCAUGCAAAGGGUGGCCGAAGAGGACGAGAACGACACCGUCACCUCGCCCACAACACCGAGCUUUGUUCAGGUGGCGGGCGGCAACAUGUUUAGGGGACCCUUUGGAGGCGACUCCGCUUCGGAACCCCAACAUUCGGGCUUGAGAAGCCCGCCAGUUUCAGAGGGCUAUCCUGCCCAGUACAACUUUGGCCGUCGUACGUCGGUGUCGGCGGAGUCUCUUAAACCAGUUGGCGAUAGCUACGACAACUGGACGCCUCCCGUACAUCCCAAGACGCCCGGACAGCUGGGCCGGCUGAAAAAGGCCAUCAGCGGUAACUUCCUGUUCAGCCACCUCGACGACGAGCAGAGCGCUCAGGUUUUGGGGGCUCUGGUAGAAAAGCCGAUUCCCACCAAGGGAAUCAAGGUCAUCACACAAGGCGACGCCGGAGAUUUCUUCUAUGUAGUCGAGAAGGGUUCUUUCGAUGUUCAUGUUAACAGCAGGGGCUCACUGCAACCAGGACCCGACGGGAUGGGACAAAAGGUCAGCACAAUCGAUGCCGGCGGUUCGUUUGGCGAGCUCGCCCUGAUGUACAACGCACCGCGGGCCGCGACGGUCAUCUCGGCCGAGCCGCAAUGCACGCUGUGGGCACUGGACCGUGUGACCUUCCGCCGGAUCCUGAUGGAGUCGACCUUCGCCCGUCGUCGCAUGUACGAAGGCUUUUUGGAGGAGGUGCCCCUGCUGUCGAGCCUGACCCCCUACGAGCGGUCCAAGAUUGCCGACGCCCUCGAGAGCCAGAAGUUCCCCGCGGGCCACACCAUUAUCCGCGAGGGCGACCCCGGCCACUCGUUCUACCUGCUGGAGGCCGGCGAGGCCGUUGCGUAUAGGAGCGGCAACGACACGCCGGUCAAGCACUACAAGAAGGGCGACUUCUUUGGCGAGCUUGCGCUGCUCAACGAUGCGCCGCGCGCCGCCAGCGUGGUCAGCCAGACCGAAGUCAAGGUCGCCCGGCUCGGCAAGUCGGCCUUCCAGCGGCUGCUGGGGCCGGUCGAGGGCAUCAUGAGGCGGACCAAGUACGUGGGCGUCAAGACGGGCGUGGAGGAGAUGGAUCCGCUGCAGGUGUCUUAGAAGGAAGCAGUAGGUUGGGUCUGCAUGGAAACGGCGCGGUUGGUGGUCAUGUUCAUCCAAGAGAACGAGAGCAGGGCUGGAGAGUCAUACGAGGGUCGGGACGGCGUUUAGGGAUUCCCAAAGCUCCUUUCUGCGAAAACUUGCCCCGGACUGCCAUCAGAUAGCGGAAGAUGUACAGUAAAAGUACAAUCUAUAUGUCCUCAUUUAUGAUUUGGUCGACGGUCAUCUCCGAGCGAAUGUACUCAGCGAGAUGCAGGUAGGUACCGCGUCUG